UCCACCAUUCAAGCACAGUGAGAGAAGACAAGUCCCCUGGAGCUUGUCCAACCUACACAGCUGCUGGAAGGUCCCUCCUGGACGUGCAGAGUUGCAGUACCAGUUCCCGUGAAGUUGUAAGCUACUCCCCAGGACCAAGUGGUGUUAAAUUUAGAAGUCAUCCUAAUCACCUGACUGUCGGUAAGCCCCGAUUUAAGAAUUUCCAAGUCUACCCUUGUCAUCUCUAUCUAUCUAUAUUUAUAGGCGCACCUCACCGCCUGCCCUGGGGUCACUACCGGAACCUCCUGGAGACCUGCCCUGCUAAGGACUUGCUUCCAGCACCGGAGAGAUCGUCACUCGGGAGCGGCGGCGCCCAGCUGGCGCCCACCCCGGGGCACAUUGCAGUAAAUGCCUGGCAGCGACUUCUCGCUUCUCCCUCCACCUACCCCAUCGACCCUCUACUGCCGACCUUUGCGCCAAACUCGGGAGCGCUGCGAGACUUGCGUCCUCGCCAUCCACGCGGGGCCCCACCCCUUCCCGGUUCUAGCCCGCGAUCGGGCCAGAGGCGAGGUUUCGCUCGGCAGAUCCCGGCGAUCUGGUUUGUUCCUCCAGUAACUUUGUUCAGAAGGUUGGAAGGGAGGGGAAACGCCAAGAAGCCCCAGGAGAGGCUGGAAAGCAACGAGAAUAGGGAGGCCCGGCUGGAGAGCAAGUCCCCGAGCGGCCCCGGGGAUGGGCGCGCGGCUGGGAGGCGUCGCCGCCGCUGCUGCCGCCGGGAUGCGCUCUGCUUAGCGGGACUGCCGGGGGCGCCUGAAGGCCACCGCUCCAAGGACACGCGGCCACCCGCUCCUCGCGCUCCCCGGCCCAGACGCCGCCAGUGCCGGAGCCAAGCAGUGAAUGGGAAGAUGGAGAUGGAUGUUGAGGGAGUUUCUCCGCGCCCGGAGCCCAUCCCCCGCUCCCAGGGGGCUGGCGGAGCCUGCCAGGCGCCGCCACAGCCGCCCCAGCCCCAGCCCCAGCCGCAGCAGCAGCAGCAGCAGCAGCAGCAGCAGCAGCAGCUGGCUCAGGAUGAACUACCCGGCGAGAGUGCAGGCGCUGAGGACAGCGACGAUCCCGAGGCGCGACCCAACAGCGAGAAGGGAGAGAGCAAGCAGUCCUAUGCACCAGCUCCCCACCCCAUGGCUCCUCCCAGCCCCAGCACAAACAGCAGCAGCAACAACAGCAGCAACAACAGCAGCGGGGAACAGUUGAGUAAAACGAACCUGUACAUUCGAGGCCUCCCACCAGGCACCACUGACCAGGACCUAAUCAAGCUGUGCCAACCGUAUGGAAAAAUUGUAUCCACAAAGGCAAUUCUUGACAAAAACACGAAUCAAUGCAAAGGUUAUGGUUUUGUAGAUUUCGACAGUCCCGCAGCUGCACAGAAAGCGGUGGCGUCUCUCAAGGCAAAUGGAGUGCAGGCACAGAUGGCCAAGCAACAAGAGCAAGACCCAACAAACCUAUACAUCUCAAAUCUCCCCAUUUCUAUGGAUGAGCAGGAACUUGAGAAUAUGCUGAAACCCUUUGGACAUGUCAUUUCCACAAGAAUACUAAGGGAUGCUAAUGGAGUCAGCAGAGGCGUUGGCUUUGCCAGAAUGGAGUCUACUGAAAAAUGUGAAGUGGUAAUUCAGCAUUUUAAUGGAAAAUAUCUGAAAACCCCACCAGGCAUCCCAGCCCCUAGUGAGCCUUUACUGUGCAAAUUCGCUGAUGGAGGACAAAAGAAGCGACAGAAUCAAAGCAAAUACACCCAGAAUGGAAGGCCUUGGCCCAGGGAAGGAGAGGCUGGCAUGGCUCUGACCUAUGACCCCACAGCUGCCAUACAGAAUGGAUUUUAUUCUUCACCGUACAGUAUUGCAACCAACCGCAUGAUUCCACAGACAUCUAUCACGCCAUUCAUUGCUGCUUCCCCUGUCUCCACAUACCAGGUCCAGAGUACUUCAUGGAUGCCUCAUCCGCCAUACGUUAUGCAACCAACAGGUGCUGUGAUUACGCCAACAAUGGACCAUCCUAUGUCAAUGCAGCCAGCCAACAUGAUGGGCCCCCUGACACAACAAAUGAAUCAUCUUUCAUUGGGCACAACAGGAACGAUUCAGUCUCAAGACAGGAUUAUGAUACUCCACCAGCUGUUGUGUCAGUAUAUGACUGCUGCUGCUCCUAUGCAAGGGACCUACAUGCCCCAGUACACGCCUGUGCCUCCGACAGCUGUUUCUAUUGAAGGUGUUGUUGCUGAUACCUCUCCCCAGACAGUGGCACCUUCAUCCCAGGACACCAGUGGUCAGCAGCAACAGAUAGCAGUGGACACGUCCAGUGAACAUGCACCUGCAUAUUCUUACCAACAGUCUAAACCGUAAAUGAGACUGAAGAAUGUCCCUCUGAAACUUUGCCUUGAAUGAAGAAACUUCAUUGAACAAGAAGUUGGCUUCCAGUUUGCACAGGCGUCAAUGGAAUGCUUCUUUUUUUUAAUUUUCUACUUUACCCAAUGAAAACAGUGUUUUUAUGUGCUGUGCAAAUGGUUCCUUUACGUGGCGUGACAGUUUAUUUUUGCCAUAAUUUUUUUUAAUUAAAGAAAAAUACCCCAGAAGAGGAAAAAAAAAACCAACAACAACAAAGCAAAACAUAGAAGGUUGACGUUUUAUCUGGAAGAACAUUGGAAUUCAGAAUUUAUCUGAAGGUGUAGAUAGAUUUUUUUUUUCACAGAAAAUCUGAUGUCCAAGAGGUGGGCAAGCAGAAAUGGAAACAAAUUGUCUUCCUCAGUAAUUAAGCUACUCUUUCUUUUUCCCUUCUUGUUUAAAUCUAGCAGGUUGGUUUUUUAUUUUAUUUUUUUCUUAGAAAUAUUUAGGUAAGGCUUAUCUUGAAUCUUAAUUGCCUUAAUUUUAAGGACGUCAAAGGCUCUCGAGGCAAGCUGUCAACGUCUUGUUUAAAAAAAUCAAGAAAGAAUUGAAAUAUUGUGCCAGCUUUAACUGGUACAGAAGUUUAAGACUAUGAGUUUUUAGGGUGAAAAAAAACUGUACAGUUUAAAAGAAAAUGUUUUUCUUCAUUUGAAGAAAAUUUGUUGAUAAAAGAAACCAUGGCAACUGCAAGAAUUGGGAAAAUGCUGGGACUUUUCAUGAACUUUGUCUUAAGUGUUGAAUCAUUCUAGAAAGCUGAAACAUUUUACGGUAAAGUUAUUAACGUUGGUUUAAAAACAACUGCAUUAGAAAUAAUGCGUGUUUGGGGGGCAGAAUGCAGAUUUUUUUUAUUUACAAAGCGUGAUCGCUAGCAAAAGCAUUAGUGCUUUUUAUCUGCAGUCUUUUUUAUGAGCUUUACAAAGUUUUUAGUCAGCUUUGCUUGUCACAUUGCAAAACCUAGCUUAAGAGCAUUAAAAAAAACUUAAGUAGAUAGGAGCUUAUGGUCAAAAAGUGCAAAAAAAAAAACACAAAAAAAGCAAUAGAUAGAGAAAUUGUUGACAAUUUCUGUAGUCUUUCCUAGUUGUGAUCAAAUUCAGCCUAUGGAUGGCCUAUUUUAUACCAAAGAUGAAGUGGCACCCUAUUGCAGUCCAGAAGAUAAAGGUUGUUUUCUUUUCUUCUCUUUUCUUUUUAAAAUUUUAUUUGACCUACAUGGCCGGACCAGUUCUUACUUUGUUGUUUGUUUAAACUACCUUCCACUGGUGUUUCACAUACUGCAAGAAAAAAAAUUUUUUUUUUUUAAAGUGUAUUUGUUGAUAGUAGAAGCUUGUGCCUGCUGUGGUCAGCAAUUUCAGCAUGAAGAGUUCUGGAUACCAACUGAUAGAUCCAAAGGGUUUAAAUUCCAUGAGCUUUUUUGGUUCCAUGCUAGCUCUCUUGAAUAGUGAAACCUGUAUUGAUGGCCACCAAUAAGCUAAGACACUUGUUUAACAGGUUGAAAUUUCUUUAUGCAAAUUUUGAACUAAAGACACUUCCUAGAACCUGGUCUGAAAGGUCACUUGUCAAAAAUCUUAGUGAUAUUCUAAGUGGUAAGUGGUCUCCUGAAGAGGUAUCAUUGUAUUUGUAACAAUAGUCUUCCUUCUAAAUUCCAACACCUCUUGGUUUUGUCUUCUCACCUCAGUCUUUGUCAUCAUCCACCAUGAACAACCACCUUGAUUCUGCAGUUGGGGUGGGGGCACCUUCUUUUUGCCUCUGUUCAUUGUAUUUUCAUAUCUUGGUGUUGUCAGAAGAAAGACAAAAUAGACCUUUUUAUUUCAGUUUAACUCUCUGAGGCAAGUAGGACCAAUAACAUUGAAGAUUCUAUUAGUGGAAUUUAGGUAAGCUUUUAAAAUGCUAGUUGACAAUCAAGAAAUUGUAUGAUUUAUAUAAAUAAGAACCAAAAGAAUUAGGUUUGAUCAAUCCAUUGAAGCCAAAGGAGAUAUAUUUGCAUUGAGAAUGAUGCAAAGCUUUAUCUAAAAUGAAUUAAAUUGACUUGACAAACAUCUUUGCAUAUUUGACUCAUGAAAUCUAUGUUCAACCUGUACAGUUUUACCUGAAAUUAAGGACAAUGGAACUUUGUUAAUUGAGCCAUGCACUAGAAUUUCUUUCUGGAUGGAUCGUUAGAAUCAAAUAGAUGAAACUCUUUUUCACUAAGUCGUAGGAACCUAUCCUAGUCCAGAAGGAAGAGGGGAAUGCAUUAAGUGCACUGUAAAAGAAAACAGGGUAGGCUUUUAAAAACUAAAAAAAAUUUAAAAGGUUAAUCACAUUCCCAUUAGGUCAACAUGAGUAAUGAGUUUGACUUAUAUGAAAUUGUCAAUAUUCCACCAUUUAUGACCUAUAAACAAAGUCCUAGUGUUGAAAGAGACCCAGUUCUCUUAUUGGCAACCCCAAGAAUUGCAAGCUUAGAUCUAGAGAAUGACUCCCUAUCUUUGUGGUCAAAGUAGAGUCAAAAGUGUAUUCAAGAAAAUGUAGCAUGUGCUACAGAGAAAUUCCAACUGGUCACACCCAUCUUUAUGGUUUUCCACACUUUAGAGAGAUUCCUAGAUUUGUACUUUCUUCUGUUCCAUCCUUCAGCUUUUCAUAAAUUUUAAGGGUGGCACUUAAGUUUUAUCUUUGAGAUGUGAACCCCCAAGUUACAGGGGGUCUAAGCAAACAUGGAUGGGAAUUGUGUCUUCUGUUUCUCUUUUUCACUCUCUGAACUCUGUAUAAAUAAGAAUUAUCCUGGGCAUAAUUCAUUUGAAUAUGAAACCAACAUGUUUUCCUGUGUUCUCUGUAAAAAAAAAAAACCAAUGUGAUACAAAGAAAGUCUCAUAUACACAAUCAACAAUGAGGCUAAGAGGUAGCUACCAUGUGGCUGAUGAAUGUGCCUAGGUAACUUCCUGUUUCUGUUCAAAACUACUACUUUAUUUAUACAUUCAGAAACAUUUUUUUUCAACAAUGAAAUUUCAAUGAUCUCAAUUUUUUUAAGCCACUUCAGGCAAAAGGAAAUUACCUAUCAUUUUAUGUAUCCAUGUGUGUUUUGUGUUUGGAUUUUUUAUAUCAUACCAUUCUAUAAAAUAUCUUAUUUCAAACCAAAAAGGAAAAAAAAAACAAGAAGGAAAAAAUGGCACAUGUUCAAAUUUGCAGCUGUCAUCUUACUUAAUAAUUGUUUUUAAGAGUCAAGUCUGGGGGGGAAAGGCAUCAACAGUAAGCAGCAUUACAUUGUAUGAAAAAUGAAACAAAUCAAAAUGUGUACUCAAUAUAUGCAGACAUUGGAAUCCUAAUUUUCUCAACAAUAUAUAUUGUGAUGAUUUUCAUACCACUUAGGACUAUCAUAAUUACUUUAAAGUAUUCUGGUUCACCAGAUUUUCAAGCAUUUAUUCAGAUGUUUCAAUUUUUCCUUUCAAUUUUAAUUGCCAAGACUUAGUCUAAAUAUCAGGAAACAAACUAAAGCCACAAUCCAAAUGGGAUUAAUGCUGUCUCACCCAAACUAUCGUUACGUGGUCAGUGGAGGAGUAGGUUUCCUUUUAAUAAUGAUAAGAUGUUGUCAGCGGAGGCAGAGUAUGCAUCGUGACUGGGAGCUCCUCAGUGCAUGGCCAGGUCUGCUUAAAGAUGUCAUGGACCCUAGGUAAGCUAAAGGUAGCACUAGCAAGUACUGGUGUCUGUCCUUGAACACUGGCAUGUCUUGAAUAUGCAAGUGACAUACUAUUCUAAAAAAAGGCCUACCUGACUCCAGUUUGGCCGGGGUUGAUCUGUCUUCCUGGUAGAUUUCAAUCAUUCAGAUGUCGUCUCCAUGCUUCACUUGAAUCAGUUCUUCCUGUGACCUUAACAGAUCUGCUACACUCGACAGCAUAUAAGACUCACUUCGACCGCUUCCAGUGAAAAAGUGGUAAUAGUAGAGAUGGAAAUAUUAAAAAUGGCGGUAAAGGUGUUCAUGUUAGAGCUGGAAGGCCGGGAGCAGGAGGCUGGAUGGAGCAGGAAGUCCACCGUACCUGCAGAAUGCAUUGACCCCUUGGAAAACUGCUUUAAAAUCAUUUUCAAUGCAUGUAUGACAAAAAGCACUUCCCCCCCCCCCCAAAAUAUAUUUGAAUAAUUGAGAUGUCUAUUAUAUAUCUACGUAUCUUAUACAGUGGCCUAAAAUCCUCAUUAAUGAAGAGUGAGAUUUGAUUUAAAUAGGACCUUUGCAGCCUUCUUCAUGAUUGAGGAGAUGUUUCAAUGGACUGUCUAGACAGAUUAGAAUGCUAGUGGGAGACUGAAAAUAUAUUUGACAAUUCAGUCUCAUUCUUAAUUUGAGUGUAUGAGCCACUGCAGAUGAGCUGAUAAGCAGGGAGAAAUUCUUAAGUGGGUUUCAGGGAUAAAAGUUUUUAUAUGCUACAAUAUCAAAUGAAAGGAUAUUUAUGUACAUGGAUAACAACAUUCAGCUCAUUUGAGGAAUCACACUUCAUAAUAGAAUUUAAACAUGUCAUAGACAUUGAUCCGUAUUAUCUUGUCCACAGGAGGGAGUAAAGGAUGAGAUGUUGUUUUUCAUGUUAUUGUGGCUGGCAUGCUUCAAAAUUUUGAGCUCACUGGGACUGACAGCCUCUCGCUCCAAUAUGAGGGACUGAUGGAAUUCAAACAGGCUUCUUGAUUCUGUACACUACACCCUUCCUGUGGCAGUGAUAAUGGGAUUUCAUUAAUGAAUCAAUUCAUUUUACGAAUGACAUCCACUGUGGCAUUGGAAGACAGUUGAGUCUAACUCAAAUUUAACAUUUCUUACCAAAUAUUCUUAAAUAUGAAAUCGGUCCCUUAAUCCAAGUGCUCUUGGUCAUGACUGUCCUUUGUGUACUGCACAGAGUUCAGGCAAGUAUAAAAGCUAAAUACAAAAUCUCUGAGUGGCCCCAAAGAUCCUUCCUGACUUAGGGCAGGAGAGCUCACCCCAGGUUGGUGAUUUCUUUUAUCUGUGGUUUUAUACUCCAAUACAUAUGCUCACUGUCACUAAAAAAGGAUGGGUGACUUUUCAAUGUUCAUUUCUUUGUAUUUAUGGGAGGGAAAAUGAUGUUUUAAGAAAAGCUUCUUCCGCUCAGGAAGCUUUAAAGCUGAAGCAAAGGUGAGAUCAAGCUUGGAGUCUGCAGAAAGAACCACUAGGCGGCUGAGUCACACUUUCUUCCAUUGUAUUCACUCCAGUUAGUAACUGCCCCCGUCACCGAGUCUUGCAGAAAUACAACCACUCUCAAUUUUUGAAGGGCUAAUUAUCUACUUCGUGCAUUUGUUUUGUCUUCUCUUUUCAGCUAUUAAGAAGUGGACUCUAUUUCCUUUUAUUAGCAUUUCACUCUGAGGGUGGAAAAAGAAACAUUUGGAAAUAAAACUCAAAUCACUCUAUUUUGUUUCUUGUUAAGUAUUGAUUUUUUGAAGGAGUUUGAAAUCAUUGGUAAAGUUAAUGUCAGUGCAUUAUAAAACAUGGAUUUUUCUUAUCCAUAAUGUCCCUUUCUCAUCCACUACAAAUAAUUGAGAGUUGGCUGUAGUUUUGCAGAAUAUAAAGAAAAAACUGUAGCAAAGCAUUUGGCUUCCCUUAAAAGAAAGCUGUUUUGGUUUUGUUCACUAUUGAAACUUAAACCAGUAGAAAAGGUCAACUCAAAAAUGAGUUAUGAGAAUAUAAUAGCAGCUCUUGGUUAAAUAUACACUCUUCUCCCUAUCUUAAAUCUUUGACAAAAAAAAUGCAUUGUUUUGCUGUUUUUUGAGUUUGUGUUACUGUAUUAAGGCUGAAUGACCUUGACACGCCAGUGGAUUUUUUGAUGAUCAUUUCAAAUUUAAAUAGUGUCCAAAGUGUAACUUUACUGUUAUACUUUGUAUUUUAAACCCUCUGGUCUUAGAUUAUUGUGAAAGAUGCUCUGUCCUCCUCCCCAAAAUAUGUUAUUUCCUCUUAUAUAAAAAAGGAGUUAUUCUAUACUUUUCAAAGAGACAUUUGAAAAGUUUUUUCCAUUCUGGAAAUUAAUGCUCCCAUUUAUUUAAACAGAAGAAGAAGAAUAUAAUUGGCUUCUUAAUUUUAAAAAAUACAUGUGAAAGUGUACUUGCUAUGAAAUAUUCAGUUUAUUUUAAAAAAAAUGGGACACAGCUUCUUUUAAAACCCUUGUUUCAGGCCAUAUUUGACUUCAUGGAACUUCUGAAACAUCAUCAAUUUCGAAUUUUAUUUAAGAGCAUUUUGUACUGCUGUCUCUGACUGUCAUGAAAGUUCUGUAAUUCUAUGGUGUUUCUGGUCUUAUGUUUAAUUUUUUCAUCUGUACCACAGUCAAAUUAGCUACCAUUUCCCCCAUUCCUUGGGCUUUCUGUAGAUCAGUGGAUGUUAGGUUUAAACUUCUGUUUUCUUUGAUGAAGCUUUCAAUAAAAAAUGAAAAUAAAAUCAA
Messenger RNA from Equus quagga, 8791 nucleotides. RefSeq names its product RNA binding motif single stranded interacting protein 3 (gene RBMS3). The record is from RefSeq and is a predicted model, not a curated record. Gene Ontology annotation, cellular component: ribonucleoprotein complex; cytosol; nucleus. The coding region runs from base 882 to 2363 and encodes 493 amino acids. The transcript is spliced from 18 exons. Gene Ontology annotation, molecular function: poly(U) RNA binding; poly(A) binding; mRNA 3'-UTR binding. NCBI's taxonomy places the organism in Eukaryota, Metazoa, Chordata, Mammalia, Perissodactyla, Equidae.